Molecule: messenger RNA, 1210 nt
Organism: Leptosomus discolor (cuckoo roller)
Lineage: Eukaryota; Metazoa; Chordata; Aves; Leptosomiformes; Leptosomidae
Source: RefSeq, a predicted model, not a curated record
CCUUAAAUUGGAAUGUGAGAAACUGGCAAGCGAAAAGACAGAAAUGCAGAGGCACUAUGUGAUGUAUUAUGAAAUGUCGUAUGGAUUAAACAUUGAAAUGCACAAACAGACAGAAAUCGCCAAGAGAUUGAAUACAAUUUGUGCACAAGUCAUCCCAUUUUUGUCUCAGGAACAUCAGCAGCAAGUGGCCCAAGCUGUAGAGCGUGCCAAACAAGUGACCAUGGCUGAACUGAAUGCCAUCAUCGGGCAGCAGCAGUUGCAGGCUCAACAUCUCUCCCAUGGCCAUGGACCUCCAGUGCCUCUAACACCACAUCCAUCAGGACUUCAGCCUCCAGGAAUCCCUCCACUCGGAAGCAGUGCUGGCCUUCUUGCCCUUUCUAGUGCUUUGGGUGGGCAGUCUCACUUGGCAAUAAAAGAUGACAAGAAGCAUCACGAUGCAGAACACCACAGAGACAGAGAGCCAGGCACAAGUAAUUCUCUGUUGGUCCCAGACAGUCUGCGAAGCACAGAUAAACGCAGGAAUGGCCCUGAAUAUACCAAUGACAUCAAAAAAAGAAAGGUGGAUGAUAAGGAUUCCAGCCAUUAUGACAGUGAUGGGGACAAGAGUGACGAUAACUUGGUUGUAGAUGUAUCCAAUGAGGAUCCUUCUUCCCCAAGGGCAAGUCCCACUCAUUCACCACGUGAAAAUGGUAUAGAUAAAACCCGCCUGCUGAAGAAAGACGCCUCUAGCAGUCCAGCAUCUACAGCCUCUUCAGGAAGUUCCACUUCCCUCAAAUCCAAAGAAAUGAGUCUGCAUGAAAAAGCCAGCACGCCUGUUCUUAAAUCCAGCACACCAACUCCUCGAAGUGAUGUGCCAACCCCAGGCACUAGUGCAACUCCAGGACUUCGUCCAGGUCUUGGCAAGCCUCCAACGAUGGACCCUUUGGUUAACCAAGCUGCUGCAGGUUUGCGGACACCAUUGGCAGUACCAGGACCGUACCCUGCUCCAUUUGGAAUGGUACCUCAUGCUGGCAUGAAUGGAGAGUUAACCAGUCCAGGGGCAGCCUAUGCCAGUCUGCACAAUAUGUCACCCCAGAUGAGUGCUGCUGCUGCAGCAGCUGCUGUGGUUGCCUAUGGAAGAUCUCCUAUGGUUGGGUUUGAUCCUCCUCCUCACAUGAGAGUACCUGGAAUCCCUCCAAAUCUAGCAGGGAUUCCUGGUGGAAAACCGUAA